AUGUAUGUACAUUUACAAUUAGUUGAAAAAAAUCUAUGGGUAUCCAUCUCCGAAGGACCUUUUAUUCCUAAGGGCGACAACAAUGUUGUUAAACACCCAAAAGAUUGGACAGAUAAUGAAACCAAACAGACUUCAUAUGAUUUGAAAGUGAGGAACAUACUUAUCUCAUCUUUAAGCAUGAAAGUAUUCUACUCAAUUUCACAUCAUAAGAGUACUAAAGGUAUGUGGGACCCUCUCCAAACCCAUUAUGAGGGAAUGGAUGACACCAAGGAUUCUAAGAUCAACAUGUUUAUAGAGAAGUUCAAACUAUUUCAUGUGGACCAGGAGAAUUUGUGA
Molecule: messenger RNA, 336 nt
Organism: Lathyrus oleraceus (garden pea)
Lineage: Eukaryota; Viridiplantae; Streptophyta; Magnoliopsida; Fabales; Fabaceae
Exons: 1
Coding region: 1-336 (111 amino acids)
Source: RefSeq, a predicted model, not a curated record